AAAAAUUUUAAAAAUUUUCCUUAACUUACCCAACAGUAACACUGGGGGAAAAGAAAAAAAGAUGAGAGAGAGAGUUAGUGAGAGAGUGAGUUGGGAUCACGGCGGACAUCGUUCACGGGUAAGACAGCCGGUACUGAACUGGGAGCAUGAUGGAUUUCGCCACAGCAACUACCAGAGGAACAGGGGUCAGGUGGAAAUGGGAAAAAUGCAGUUUAAGCAGAACCUUGGUCGGAAAAUGCAGAAGGACGAGCCAUACAAUUGGGGUCUUUAUAAACAAACUACGUCAUAUUUCUUCACAAAUUAUCCGGAUGAUUGGAGCUAUGAUGAGAUGUGGAGAACGUUUCUCAGGUACGGUAGGGUCUACGACAUCUAUGCACCAAACAGAAAAAGCAAGAAUGAGAGCAGAUUCGACUUCGUGAGAUUUCUGGGUGUGUCAGAUAAGAAGGAAUUAGAAAGUAAGCUAGAUCAGAUUUGGGUAGGAGGGUGGAAGCUUUGGGUGAAUAAACCAAGGUAUGAUGAGGAGAAGAAGGAAGGAGGUGUGAAAAAAAGCUGUACAGGAGCGGCGACAGUAACUCAAAACAGAAGCUUCGCGGAGGUCGUGAAAGGAAGACAAGGAAGCCAUACUGAAGAGGAACAGAACAAACAGAGCGAGGCUGGCAGAAGUAGAAACCGAGUAGUAGACAUAGAAGAUAAAAACUGCACAAGGCAAGUUGAGCAGGACAAAUCCAGAAGAAAUAACAAACAGGGUCGCUGGCUUUCGGCAACCAGAAGAGUUUGGAAAGAAAGGGGAAUGGGGAAAGAAUGGGCGGGCAUGGAAUAUAAUGCCAAACCAGAGGAAUAUGAAUGGCUCGACGGUUGUUACGUCGGAACAGCGCACUCAGUAGAGAUGGUCUGUAAUUUGCAAGAAAAAUUCUACAUGGAAGGAUAUUUUUCUUGUAAAAUUCGAGCAAUGGGAGGCAAAUUGGUCCUGCUAUCAGGUGAAGAUAAGGAGGAAGUGAAGGACUUGGUUGAAAUGGCAUCAGAUUGGCUGAGGCAAUGGUUUGUGGAGGUGCAACCAUGGACACCAAAAAUGACUGCAACCGAGAGAUUUGUAUGGAUAAGAUGUCAAGGGGUCCUUUUGAAUGCCUGGAAAACUGAUUUCUUUUCAACCAUGAGCUGUUCAUGGGGAAAGUUCAUUUGCUUGGAUGAUAGCACAAGCAAAAAGAAAAGGUUCGACAUUGCAAGGUUUCUUAUCUCUACUCCAAUCAUGGAGACAAUCACAGUCACAAGACAAAUUAAAAUUAAUGGAGUUGUCUACCAAGUGAAGUUUUCAGAGGAAGAAUUUUCCAAUAGUUUUUUCUCUUUGAAGGAAGAUUUUAUGCCAGCUUUUAACAGUGACUCAGAGGACCGGGAAUCAUGGUCCACUGGAAGUGAUUCGGAGUUGAAGGCCUCAGAAAAUGGAUGGAUGAAGGACGUUGCUCAAACCGGGGAUCCAUGGGUAGAAGAGGAUGACGUCCCUGUACGCAUGAAAGAGAAAGACAAAAGACAAGCAGAAGAUGUCAGCGGGGAAGGAGGAGAGCAAGUAGAAACGGGAGGAUUUACCAGGGACAAAAUUCAAAAUUUGAAUUUAGAAAUUGAAAAUUCAAGAUCAGGCGCGGAAUCAAAGAGGCAGGAAAUACAGGGGUCGGGUUCAGACAGUAUUGAAGAGGCCACAAGAGUAGCGGAUCACAUGAGGAAGCCCAAUAUGCAACCAGUCAUAGAGCCCAAUUUACAAAAGGAAAGCCCAUUGGAUGAAGAAUCAGUUAUGCAGGGGCGGAACCAAACAAAAAGCCCAAUGGAGAAAUUAAAUACAAACAAAAUAAGGGGCAAUUUCAAUAAUAGAAGAAGAUCAGAAGGGCGCAACAAAGAAGAAGGCGAUGACUUGUUCUGGAAGGGCUUUGAAGCAGAGAGGGGACGCAUAGAUGAGUGGAUCGGUAAACAGUUAGGAGACUGUAAUUCGAAAAAGGAAAGAAGGAGGGUUAGAAGGUGCAGUUCGGUGUACAAUGAAGCAGAUACAGGGGACGCAACGGGGUUGGCGAAGGAGAUUUGGGAUUUAGCGACGCAGCUCAGAGCAGUUGCAGAAGACGACAUUGAGGUGAUUCAGAGAAUUGAGGAGAUGGAGGACAGAGAUAGACGUGCAAAGACAAAUAUGGUGAACCGCGAAGAGGAGGAUAUGAGGGAGGAGACUAAGUUGGAACUGGUAGAUAGAAUUACUUGUAGAAGUUUGUGGGGGACAGAGGAUUUGGACUGGGUUGCAAAGGCAUCUGCUGGAAAAUCAGGGGGAUUGCUCUGUGUUUGGGACCCGAGAGUUUUGAAGAGGAAGGAGACUAUAGAGGGAUGCAAGGAGGUGAUUACAAAGGUGUGGAAUAGUUGUGAAGUGAAAGGGUGGAGUGGUUUUAUACUCAAGGAGAAGUUGAAACAUACAAAGCUUGCUCUAAAGGAGUGGAGCAAUAAUAUGAAUAUCGAGGUGGAUAGCCGACUAAAGGAUGCAGAAGAUACAAUUGCUAGAAUUGACGAGAAAGGUGAGCAGAACCAACUGUCAAAUAUUGAUAUUGAAAAUAGGAGAAAGUGUUUUAUUGAUCUGUGGAAAAAUCUAAGAAUCAAGGAGAGGAUGUGGCAACAAAAAUCAAGGAAGCUAUGGCUAAAAGAAGGUGACGCCAACACAAAUUUUUUCCAUAGGAGUGUGAAAGGAAGAUGGAGAAGAAAUGAAUGGAGUAGACCAAAGCUAGAUGGGAUCAGUUUUAAGCAAAUAUCUUGGACUGAUAAUGAGAUGCUCACAGCGGCCUUCUCGGAACAGGAAAUCAAAGAAGCAAUAUGGAAUUGUGACUCAUCCAAAUCUCCAGGGUCGGAUGGAUUCAACUUCAGAUUUGUUAAGACGAUGUGGGAAGUCAUAAAACUUGAUGUGAUCAAUUUUGUACAGGAAUUCCAAGAACAUGGCAGGUUGGUCAGAGGGUCAAAUGCUUCUUUCAUUGUUCUAAUUUCGAAGACAAAAAAUCCCCAAGGAAUUGAGGAAUACAGACCCAUAUCGCUCAUCGGAAUUAUGUACAAAAUCAUUGCAAAAUUACUAGCAAACCGGCUGCGAAAGGUGUUACCCAUGGUGAUCGGUGAACAGCAGAUGGCUUUCCUUGAGGGAAGACAACUAGCGGAAGGAGUAGUGAUUGCAAAUGAGGUUAUCGAUGAGGUCAAAAGGAAGAAGAUGAAGAGCUUUGUUUUUAAAGUCGACUUUGAGAAAGUUUAUGAUAAGGUAUGCUGGGAGUUCAUUGAGUACAUGAUGUUGAGGAUGGGAUUUAACGCAACUUGGAGGAAAUGGAUACAAGAGUGUCUAAAAUCGAGUUCGGUAUCCAUUCUCAUUAAUGGCAGUCCGACGAAACAAUUCCCGGUUAACAAAGGCAUCCGUCAAGGUGACCCGUUAUCCCCUUUUUUAUUCUUGAUUGUUGCGGAGGGGUUGAAUGGACUAGUGUCAACAGCAAUGGAGAAGGGAUGGUAUAAAGGAGUGUCAAUUGGCAGCGGAGGCACUAUGGUCACACAUCUUCAAUUCGCGGAUGACACCAUAUUUUUCGGGGAGGCUACGGAAGACAAUAUACGGGUGAUCAAAUGCAUUAUGAGAACUUUUGAGUUGGCUUCAGGGCUAAAGAUAAAUUUCAGAAAAAAUGAACUGAUGGGAGUGGGAGUAGAUAAAAGCUGGAGCGGUAAAAUGGCUUAUAGACUAUAUUGCAAGGAAGGGGACCUGCCAGUUAAGUAUUUGGGAAUCCCAAUUGGUGGUAGCCAAAGGAGAGUAGCUAUGUGGCAGCCAUUGGUGGAGUCGGUUAAAAGGAAAUUAACUACUUGGAAGGGGAGGCAUCUAUCAAUGGGAGGUCGCAUUACACUCAUCAAUUCAGUGCUGUCAAGUUUGCCCGUGUUCUUGAUCAGAAGCAACGGGGUAUGGGAAUGGAAUCUGCAGUGGAGGAGAAAAUUGUUUGAGUGGGAAGCGGAAGAGGCCAUGGAACUUCAUAGCAUGAUAACAGACGUGAAGAUCUCACAAGGAAGCACGGAUAGAUGGGAAUGGAUUCACGACAAAAAUGGCCAAUACACAACAAAAUCAGCAUUUGCACUUUUAACAAAAGAAGAGAGUGGAGCAAACGGAAGCACAACAUUCAAAAGAGUCUGGAAUCCCAUCCUUCCAAGCAAAAUAUCGGAGUUUAAUUGGCAAUUACUUCAGGAUAGAAUACCAACAAAAAUGAAUCUACUGAGAAGAGGGGUCAUUAAAGACAUGAGAGAAAGCAGAUGCGGUAUAUGCAAUGAAGAUGAGGAAGACUCAACGCACAUGUUUUUAUAAUGCAAGAUGGCUCGAUGGUUAUGGAUGGCUUGUGCAAAGUGGUGGGGUAUUAAUGUCACACUACAAGAGGAAUGCUGGAACACUUUCCAGAAUUUUGAAAGAGAGUUGAAAGAGGCAAGUUUAAGAGACGGAUGGGAUUGUAUUUGGAACGCCUUGGUGUGGACGGUGUGGCUGGCCAAAAAUCAAAAGAUAUUUCAAGG
Messenger RNA from Rubroshorea leprosula, 4533 nucleotides. NCBI's taxonomy places the organism in Eukaryota, Viridiplantae, Streptophyta, Magnoliopsida, Malvales, Dipterocarpaceae. The record is from the annotation of a GenBank genome assembly.